Musa acuminata AAA Group (dessert banana) is the source of this 4063-nucleotide messenger RNA. RefSeq names its product protein transport protein SEC24 C. The record is from RefSeq and is a predicted model, not a curated record. Lineage: Eukaryota; Viridiplantae; Streptophyta; Magnoliopsida; Zingiberales; Musaceae. Bases 311 to 3565 code for a protein of 1084 amino acids. Gene Ontology annotation, molecular function: SNARE binding; zinc ion binding. The transcript is spliced from 24 exons. Gene Ontology annotation, biological process: endoplasmic reticulum to Golgi vesicle-mediated transport; COPII-coated vesicle cargo loading; intracellular protein transport. Gene Ontology annotation, cellular component: COPII vesicle coat; endoplasmic reticulum exit site.
AGCGACUAAAACCAUCCGCCCUUUAACGCAUCCCUUCGGUUUCCCUCUCCGUCUGCUCGCCCUCCGACAGGAUACACUCUCCUUCAUUCGUACCCCUUAAUCCCCUCGCGCCACCUUAGACGGCUCGCUUCAUUACACGGUCCUUAAGGAGCUCCGCUGCUUUGCUCCCUCGCUCCCGAUCCCGCCUCGGCUCCAAUUAGCUUCUCCUCCCUUCCUCAGAUCGCGAUCUCUCCCUUCGCCUUGCUCGUAUCGGAGGAUUCACCCCUUUCGCUUUCUCGCCAAUCCAAGUUCUGAGCUUAAUUCUUAAUCUAUGGCGUCGUCGUCUCCGCCGUUCGCCGCGGGGCCCCCGAGGCCGCGGCCAGGAUUUGCCCCCUCCGCCAACGCAAACGUCGCCGGCGCCCCUCAGAUCAACCAGAUCGGCCGCCCCCUGCCGUCCUCCACCGCCCCCAGCGCUCCCCUCCCGCCCUCACCUUUCUCCGCACCUCUCCCGGCCUCCACCCGUCCCGGCCCUCCCCAAUACGCAUCCCGCCCGCCAGCUGCGGCCUUUCCGCAGGGCCUGGUCGCCAGUAACGGGCCUCAGGGCCUUGUCGCGCCGCGGAUCCCCCCUCCUUCUCAUGCCCAGCAGACGCCGCCGGUUGGCGCUCCGGCGUCAAUCAGGGCUCCCUCUCCGUCGGCUGCGCCUUCCCAGGCUCAGGUUGUCCGUCCGUUUCCCGGGAGCCCGCCUGCCGCUACCCCUGUGGCCGCUGCUGCAUCGCGGCCGUUCACAGGUCCACUGGCUUCGCAGCAAUUCGGUAGACCGCCAAUCUCGCACCACUUGUCCGGAUCGCCGACCUCGCAGCCGCCCUUCGCUGGAUCACAGCCAGCCUUGGCCGGACAGCCCACCACGCAGCUACCUUUCAACAGACCACCCACAUCGCAGCAAUUUGGUGGACCACCCACGCAGCAGACAUUCACCAGACCGCCAGUUUCACAGCCGUAUAUGGGCUCAUCAACCUCCCAGCCGUAUGCAGGACGGCCAUCCUCGCCGUCAUAUGUCGGUCCACCAUCUUCGCAGCCAUUCCCAGGGCCUCCUAAUAUGGGCGCCCCUUUCGGCACUCCAGCUCCAGCUUGGCCAUCACAACCGCGGCAGGUGGCCCCUUCCAUGCCGGGCAACAUGCAAGCCCCUCCUGGAAUGUUCGGCAUGCCGCCAGGCACACCAGGUCAUACUAUGCCUCCGGUUCCACCUGCUAUGGGCCACUCGCCCCUUGCAGGGUCUCAAGUCUCGACGCCAUCCAAGAUUGAUCCUAACCAAAUUCCCCGACCCUUGCCAAGUUCCUCAGUCACACUAUUCGAGACUCGUCAAGGAAAUCAAGCAAAUGUACCACCGCCUGCAACAAGCAAUUUUGUUGUCAAGGAUAAUGGUAAUUGCAGUCCUCGCUUUAUGAGAUGCACCAUGAAUCAGAUACCAUGCACCGGAGACCUUUUGUCUACAUCUAGCAUGCCUUUGGCCUUGAUGGUGCAACCGCUGGCUCUUCCACAUUCAUCCGAGGAGCCUAUCCAAAUUGUAGAUUUUGGUGAAAGUGGACCUAUACGGUGUUCUCGAUGCAAAGGUUACAUAAAUCCUUUCAUGAAAUUCAUUGAUCAUGGACGAAGAUUUAUUUGCAAUUUAUGUGGCUUUACUAAUGAUACUCCGCGGGACUACUACUGUAAUCUUGGGCCAGAUGGUAGGCGCCGUGAUGCCGAUGAAAGGCCCGAACUUUGUAGAGGAACGGUUGAAUUUGUUGCUACUAGAGAGUACAUGGUACGUGAUCCAAUGCCUGCUGUCUUUUUCUUCCUCAUUGAUGUCUCAAUGAAUGCUGUACAGACCGGUGCAACUGCAGCAGCUUGCAGUGCAAUCAGUCAGUCUCUUGCAGAUCUUCCUGAUGGUCCACGGACAAUGGUUGGUAUUGCAACUUUUGAUUGCACUAUUCAUUUCUAUAAUCUUGGACGAGCUUCACAGCAGCCCUUAAUGCUCAUUGUUCCUGAUGUACAUGAUGUUUAUACACCCCUCCAUACAGAUAUAAUUGUUCAACUUGCUGAGUGCCGCCAAAGUUUGGAACAAUUGCUAGAGAACAUCCCAAACAUAUUUGAAAACAAUAAAGUUGCUGAAUCUGCAUUUGGCGCAGCUAUCAAGGCUGGGUUUCUGGCAUUGAAACCUACAGGUGGAAAGCUUCUUGUAUUUCAGUCAGUCUUGCCAUCAGUUGGUAUUGGUUCUCUUUCUUCCAGAGAAGCUGAGGGAAGAACAAAUGUCUCUGCUGGUGAUAAGGAGGCUCAUAAGUUGCUCCAACCAGCAGACAAGACACUGAAAGCAAUGGCUGGAGAAUUUGCCGAGUACCAGGUUUGCGUGGAUAUGUUCAUAACCACCCAGACUUAUGUUGACAUUGCUUCCAUUUCUGUUGUACCAGGAACCACAGGGGGGCAGGUAUAUUAUUAUUAUCCGUUUUCUGCUCUUUCUGAUCCUGGCAAACUCUACAAUGAUCUUAGAUGGAACAUCAGUAGACCCCAAGGUUUUGAGGCAGUGAUGCGUGUCAGAUGUAGCCAGGGUCUCCAAGUUCAAGAGUAUUCAGGAAACUUUUGCAAGCGUAUUCCCACUGAUAUUGAUCUUCCUGGGAUUGACAGUGACAAAACAAUAAUGGUCACAUUUAAACAUGAUGAUAAGUUCCAGGAGAACUCAGAAUGUGGCUUUCAGUGUGCACUUCUUUAUACUACUGUGUAUGGGCAAAGAAGAAUAAGAGUUAUUAACCUUUCCCUUCCUUGCACAAGCAUGCUCAGUAAUCUGUUCCGUUCAGCUGACUUGGAUACUCAGUUUGCCUGUUUUCUCAAGCAAGCUGCAAGCAUUAUCCCUGUGAGCUCUCUUUCUCAAGUUCGUGAGCAUAUCACAAACCUCUGCAUCAACAUCUUACAUGCCUACCGUAAAUAUUGUGCAACGGUAUCAUCAUCAGGACAAUUAAUUCUUCCUGAAGCUCUUAAGCUUUUGCCACUAUACACCCUAGCUUUGGCUAAAAGCAUUGGGUUGCGAAAUGAUGCGCGGUUGGAUGAUCGUUCUUAUUGGGUUAGUCUUGUCACAUCACUUUCUAUAUCAUUGGCUAUUCCUUUAGUAUAUCCCAGGAUGAUAACAAUUCAUAACCUGACUGCCAAGGAGGAUGAUGAAUCCCUUUUACCUGCUAGUAUUCCUCUUUCUAGUGAGCACAUAAAUGAUGAUGGAAUUUAUCUCCUGGAAAACGGUGAAGAUGGCCUGAUUUAUAUUGGGAACAUGGCCAACCCUGAGACUCUUCAACAGAUUUUUGGAGUUUCUUCUGUGGAUGGGCUUCCAGCUCAGCUUGUAUUGGAGCAAUUUGAUAAUGAUCUGUCAAAGAAAUUAAAUGACAUUGUUAAUGAGAUACGAAAGCAGAGAUGUUCAUAUCUACGUUUGAGGCUGUGCAGAAAGGGCGAUCCCUCAGGCAUGCAUUUUAUGUCAUAUAUGGUCGAAGAUAAAACUCCUGGAGGCCUCUCCUAUGUUGAGUUCCUUGUACAUGUCCACCGGCAAAUCCAAACAAAAAUGGCUUGAUCAAGAAAUAUUCGUGCACAAAAUUUUGGUUGACAUUGGCAUUUUGAUUUUAUGGAAUUUAAGUUAAAAUCAGAAAUGGGCAACCAACAAGAGCACUGGAUGCUUCUUUGUACUUGCUGAGUGCAAUUUCUGCUGACUAGCUCGGCACAUGAGUGAAAACAGGUGCCAGUUUCCGAUGCUUGCAAUUCUCAAACUGAUACUUGGAAGUAGACAAAAUCGAUAGUAAAGGUGCAAUAUCUGCCUGUUGCUUUUCUAGAUAUUUCUUUUGAUUCCUUGUAGACUCAGAGGGUGUAUGAUAUCAUCUUGGUCGAUUAUAUUGUUAUAAUUUGUUUGGGUUUACAAUUAAUUGGGAGGUUUUCAUUUGUAUCUUCAAUUAUCUUUAGAAAGGUCUAAGGUCAAAUAUCUUUGUGAGCUAUUCAAGCAGGGUUGUUGAUGAGUGUCAUUUGGAUUGUACCUAAUCAAAUGUUUGCUUUUACUGAUAAGUAGUAGCCUUGUUUA